CAGACGCUAAUCCGAUGAAAGCUUCCUUUUUCCAGGCGGGAGGGGAGGGACGACUUUGUGGUUGGUUGGGGGGGGGGAAGAAAGUCAGACCAAGGCGGGAGCGUCUCGAGCUACGUCGGCGCGUCUCUUCCUCUUGAGCCUUUUGUGCGUGAAAGUCUCACAUGUGACGUAUCAAUAAUUGAGAGGGGCGAGAAGCCGAGCAGACGGAACCACGGACACCCCCCCCCAACCUGCAGCCCCCCCUAAUCUGCGCGCUAUGAGUACACAACAGGGCCCGACAGCACCGAAACACAGUCUAGUCGACCGUGCCAACAAGUCACCGAAAAGCUGCUAAAAGUGUGAAUCGGACCGUUAAAGUUGCUUCGGAAGGAAACGGAAACGACGAGGCGGAAGCUCAAAUCAAAGCAGGAGUGUGAGCGCAACUCUCCUCACUUACUUUCUCAAAGUGGAGCACAACCACCUCUGAAGGCGUCGAGUACAAGUCCCGAGUCCUCGGUUCCGGUCCGGUAUGUUGGCGCUUUGCCUGCUGAGUGCCGUGUGGCUGGCGGCGAGCCCCGGCCGCGCUCAGAACGAGACGGAACCCAUCGUCCUGGAGGGCAAGUGCCUGGUGGUGUGCGACUCCAACCCGACCUCGGACCCGACCGGCACGGCUCUGGGCAUCUCGGUGCGGUCGGGGAGCGCCAAAGUGGCUUUCUCGGCCGUCCGGAACACCAACCACGAACCGUCCGAGAUGAGCAACCGGACCAUGGUCAUCUACUUCGAUCGGGUUCUUGUGAAUGUUGGGAGGAAUUUCGACGAGGAGAGAAGUAACUUCAUCGCCCCACGAAAAGGGAUUUACAGUUUUAACUUCCACGUAGUCAAAGUCUACAACCGCCAAACGAUACAGGUGAGCCUGAUGCACAACGGCUGGCCGGUGAUUUCGGCCUUCGCCGGCGACCAGGAUGUGACCCGCGAGGCAGCCAGCAAUGGGGUUCUGAUCCAAAUGGAGAAAGGAGACCGGGCCUACCUCAAACUGGAGAGAGGAAAUUUGAUGGGAGGAUGGAAAUACUCCACCUUCUCAGGCUUCCUGGUGUUCCCCAUGUAGAGGAAGACGAGCGGGGGAUGGAAACGGAGACGGUUGUCAGUGGGAAGUACAAUGAUGAGAGGAAACGACGGAGGGAAAAGGAGAAUAACGCAGACGACGGACUUCUGUGUAGGAUGCUUCUGGAGGUGGAGUCGAGAAGGUGGGAGAUGUUACAUUCAAAGUGUGGCCGUCUUCUUCACUUCCUUUCAUUCUUCCAUCCAUGCAUCCAUCCAUCCAUCUAGUCCAUCCAUUGUGGCUCAAUGCAGCUUCGGACAGGCCAAACCUUUUUUAUUCUCUGCUCCAUCACAUCCAUGGAACAUGUCGGUGCAACGCCUUCCCUCUCCCAGCUUCAUUCCAUUCACAGCUUUGAGGAAUGUUACACUUCUCAUUUUGCUGGAGAAGUUAAGAAGUCCAGAUUUUGGAUCAGCCAAAGCCGAACAAGGGUAACGCCGCACAUUUCUUUUGUUCCUCAUUGCACUUUUGUUCCUCUUGAUUUCCCACAAUUUGCUCCCCAAAAGGCUCCAAAACCAGCAUGGUGGCGUUUGACCCAACAGUAAGAACCGGUCCAAAUGCAAAGCUUAGCAGGAGAUGUCCGUCCAUCAACGCAAAUAACCAGAAAGGCGCUACGACAAGUUUCCAAAUUGCAAAGAUCAUGGAAGAAAGUGUCAGUUUCCUUUUCCUCUGAGAUGUUUUGGGACGCCUUCACCUUCACCUGACGUGUUCAUGUCCUCCAUCUUUCCUCCAUGAGUGGUCCAUCUCAUCUCACCCUUCCACCUGUACCUGCCGCUGUACUCCUUGGCCUCCCGGCACGGACUAGUCCUUGCUUUACUUCAGUGUUGGACUCUGGACUUUGGAACACUCCAUAAAUGAUAUUAAUAUAGAAGAUCCAAGCCACAGUUUCUACUCUAUAUGACGAUGAUGACGAUGAUGAUGCUAAAUAUACCAAUACUUUCAACUCAAUCUGGCUGAUGACUAUAAUGUCUGUAUAUUCUGUAUUUCAGUGUUAUAUGAAAGAAAAAAAAUAUCCUAAAGGAAUCUUCUAGUGACUUUGUGUGGAAAAAUUAGGCUGCCGUUCUGCUCUGAUCAAAAAAGAAAUAAAAAGACGCUUCGUGUUUUUGUUGAGUUGGAACCAAGAUGUUGCUGAAGAGCUCAGGCCUAGACCUCCAGGUGGUCCUCGGUUUACCACGUUCCGUGCUAACCAAGCGCAUCGUUAACCUUUGAACUUUGAUACAUUUCCCGAGCGACGGCGCGACAAAGAAAAGGAGAGCCAUCAUCGUCGUGGAGGUGGAAAUGAGGAGGGCAUGCCCAGCAAUGUCGCUCACUCUUUUGCUCGUUUGCUUCAAACUGUAGGGGUCAUGGAUUCUGUGCGCUGUUACAAGGAGAUCAUUUUUUUGAAGGUCAUUUUUUUGUUUUUUUGUGUCCUGUCCAGCCAUUGGAGCAGAUCGUAUUGUUGAUCUACUACAUGCUAAACAGAUUAGCUCUGUCAGGAACGGUGCAAGCUACAACAUCCCUGUACUAUCACAUUUUAUUCGCCGUUAUGAUGUUUUUGUUAUGCUAAUUAGUUUCUUCAUUUGAUGUGUCCUUUAUGUCUUCUGUGUACAGACGAUGACGUCUGAGUUCAUUGAGGUAUAAAUUCAUAUCAUGGGACUUGCACCACAGUCCGGGAACUCAACUCUUUGGUAACCCGAGGACCACCUGUACGCGAUCUAGAAUAUAAACAGAGCAAUUCAUAUUAGUAUUAUUCAUUUCUUUCCUGUAAAUCAUAUGUGAAUAUUUAGACUAUCAAAAAUGUAUCUGAUUUAUUCAUGAGAUUGAUUUAUCUCCUGUUUUUAUUUGCUCCAAUAAAAUUUAAAUGUACUUUUA
Messenger RNA from Doryrhamphus excisus (bluestripe pipefish), 2926 nucleotides. RefSeq names its product cerebellin 1 precursor (gene cbln1). Gene Ontology annotation, cellular component: glutamatergic synapse; synaptic cleft. Lineage: Eukaryota; Metazoa; Chordata; Actinopteri; Syngnathiformes; Syngnathidae. Gene Ontology annotation, biological process: maintenance of synapse structure. The record is from RefSeq and is a predicted model, not a curated record. Gene Ontology annotation, molecular function: protein binding.